UCAUUAGGGCUCCCCCGCCUCUCUCUAUCGUCUCUCCUCCCCUCCCUCCCCUGUCGGCCUGCCUCGCUGUCAUUGGCUGCUUCUACCAGGACCACCGCUGACUGGAUUGUCGUGAUUACGGGACACAGGAGAGCGGGGAGGAGGUGGGAUGGGUUGAUGUUGCCACGGUAAUAGAGGAGGCGACCACUCACCAAAUCAUCGAGCCGGGGCUGAAAUGGAAAAAAAAAAAAAAUCAAGUGGAGCGAUGCGGAAAGCGGGUUAGAGGGUGAGAGAAUGAAAGGAGGAGAGGAGGGGGGCACAAUAACAACAACAGCCAGGGAUUAGGCAUCGACUGAGCAAUCAGGAAGUCCAUUUAGGACAAAGCAGCGUUAAAAAUCCUCCCAGACUUCAGCCGCCAUCGUCAGAGCCGAGCUGCCGGUCCGAUUCGACAGCUGCUCAAGAUCUGUUGGGAGGGGUAAAAAAUAGAAGCACACAAAGGAAGGAUGAAACAUGGAUAGGUGAAAAAUUAAAAACAGCUCCUGUAUGAUCUGUCCCCUUCGCUGCUGUGAUAUUUCACUGCUGGCGAUGAGUGAGAGGAGGUAAGCUGGCCGGUGUGAUGCCUGGGACACAGAGAGAGAGAGAGAGAGAGAGAGAGAGAGAGAGAGAGAGAGAGAGAGAGAGAGAGAGACAGAGAGAGUAGGACAUUGCUGAAUAUGAAGAGCAUGUGUCAGCACUGAGGCAGGGCAAACAAGAGCAGUUGAGAGUGAGAGAGCGCGAGAUGAGCAGGGUGGCGCGGCGUUGGAUGGGACGAGAGGAAUAGAGCCUGCUGGAUUUGUCACCUCCAGUGCCACACCUUGGCUGCAUCAUCCCAAUGCUCCAUCCUGGCUGCAGCAGCUUCUACACAUGGGAUUCCCUCGUCUAGGAGGACAACGGCCAGUAAAUUAAUUUAGAACAAUCAGUUUAACACCUCUGAUGCUCUCUGAAGAUUUAAGGCACUGGCAUGUGAAAAGGACCAUCUGUACUGUCUUUUGAGGAAGUGGAUUAAUUCAGUUUUUCUUCAGAAGAGGAAGAAUCUGCACCUGCCCACAACAUUUCAAAAAUAGGGACUAUGUUCAUUCUGUGCGAAGAACGACUUUCUGCAGAAGCUAUUUACAUAGAGAUAAGCACCUGUGUUUUUACAGACCGCUCAGUCAGUGAACACAGCCCUAUAUCCACUGUGUGGACAUGAGGAACUCAUUGUCUGGCCAUUUUCAAGGAAAGCUGACUCAACCUAAAAGAGGAAGACAAUGAUGGUGGGAGUAUUGUAGGUAUACAGCGGCAGCAUAGUCGAAUGAUUAGAAAUGUUGUGCUCAGCUAUGUGAAAUAACGCAGUGCUGUAAUGUGAAUGACAUGCAGAACACUGUACUUGUCUUCCUAAUGACAGCACAGAACUCGAAGCGGCUGACUGACCAACUGACCGACUAAGUGUGUGGGUUGCUCACUGAGUGGAGCUGUGGCUAUCUGAGGACUUUUGAGGACACGUAGCCCCGGGGAGAUACCGGCCGGGUGUUGGAGCCCCACCAUGGGCGAGACGGCAGAAUACCAGAGGCUGCAGGACACGUCAGAGCCUGAUUACCAACGCCUGCCCAGCGAUGAUGAAGAGAAACUGGGCAGUAGCAUGCAGUGUGAGGAAGGCACAGAAUGGCUGCUGGAGCUGCUGAUGGAGGUUCAGUUGCAGCAGUACUUCCUGCGGAUCCGAGAUGACCUUAACGUCACGCGGCUGUCACACUUCGACUACGUCAAGAACGAAGACCUGGAGAAGAUCGGCAUGGGUCGACCUGAGAAGACUGUGGGAGGCUGUGAAAAGGAGGAAAGCCAUGUGCAAGCGCAAGUCCUGGAUGAGCAAGGUGUUUAGUGGUAAGCGCCCAGAUGGAGGAGACUUCCCCCAGCAGGGCCAGCCGGCCUCCUCCUUUCGUAAGCUGUCUCCCACACCUCCACUGGGCCUGGAGUGUGCCCUGACCACACAGCCCGGCGGUGGCGCUCCUCUUGACGGGCAGCAGCAGGCUCUAACCUGCCUCAUCCCAGAGAAGGAUCUGACGCUGUUUGAGAAGCUGGGGGACGGCUCCUUUGGUGUAGUGAAGAGAGGAGAGUGGCUGACGCCUGCAGGGAAGGUGCUGAACGUAGCUGUGAAGUGUCUGAAGACAGAUGUGCUCAGCCAGCCCGACGCUCUGGAGGACUUCAUCUGUGAGGUCAACGCCAUGCACUCCUUGGACCACCAGAACCUCAUUCGCCUCUACGGUGUGGUGCUCACACACCCAAUGAAGAUGGUGACCGAGCUGGCUCCUCUGGGUUCUCUGCUGGAGCGUUUGCGAUGUGUUCGUCCACAGGGCCCAGUGUUGAUCCACACUCUGUGCCAGUAUGCCGUACAGGUGGCCUGUGGCAUGGCCUAUCUGGAGCAGAGGAGGUUCAUCCACAGAGACCUGGCAGCCAGGAACAUCCUCCUGGCCUCCGCUCACAGAGUGAAGAUCGGGGACUUCGGCCUGAUGAGGGCGCUGCCAAACAACCAUGAGCACUAUGUCAUGCAGGAGCAUCGAAAGGUCCCCUUUGCAUGGUGCGCCCCAGAGAGUCUGAAGACCAGAACGUUCUCCCAUGCUACAGACGCGUGGAUGUUUGGAGUCACUCUCUGGGAGAUGUUCACACAUGGCCAGGAGCCCUGGCUGGGCCUCAAUGGGAGCCAGAUCCUGCACAAGAUUGAUAAAGAAGGUGAACGCCUCCCUAAGCCUGACGACUGUCCGCAGGAUAUUUACCAGGUGGUGCUGCAGUGCUGGGCUCAGAAACCAGAUGACAGACCCACCUUUGUCGCCCUCCGUGAGUUCCUGCUUGAGACCAUGCCAACAGACAUGUGUGCUCUGCAGGACUUUGACGAGCCUGACAAACUCCAGAUCCAGAUCAAUGAUGUUAUUACCAUCAUCGAGGGGAGGGCAGAGAACUACUGGUGGCGAGGUCAAAGCAAGCGGACCCUUAAGGUCGGACAGUUCCCCAGAAACGUGGUGACAUCAGUAGCGGGUUUGUCAGCUCACGACAUCAGCCGGCCGCUCAAGAACAGCUUCAUCCACACGGGACACGGAGACAGCGACCCUCAUCACUGCUGGGGCUUCCCUGACAGGAUUGACGAUUUGUACCUCGGUAAUCCCAUGGAUCCUCCUGAUGUUCUCGGUGUUGACCUCAGUGGUACUCGGCCCAUACAUCUGCCAGGACGAGCUAGAAAGGAGCCUCCUCCCCGCCCUCCUCAGCCAGCAGUGUUAAUCAAGAAGCCUUGCUAUGAUCCAGUCAACGAUGAUGAGGAUCUGACUUCGGCCGGACUAAAGAGACUGUCACUUCGGAAAACGGGUUCUGUCAAAGGCUUAAAACUUAAACCCGCUGCAUGGGUCUCUGCUUCCAAACAGGGGGGUGGCCGGACUUCAGGCUCAGGCCACAACCCCCACAGUGAAGUCUCCCUCAUUGACUUUGGGGAGGAGUUCCCCCCGCCCUCGCCCACGCCCUCCCCCUCCCCUUCCCCUGUGGUUGAAAUUCAGAUUCCUUCACUGGCAAAGCUAGUUUUGGGAGCAGAGAACCUCCUGGACCGAACACCGCCUCAGAGUCCGUCUAGAUCGUUGCCCCGCCCCCUUCACCCGACACCAGUAGUGGACUGGGAUGCUCGGCCAUUACCUCCACCCCCCGCCUAUGACGAUGUAGCCCAAGACGAAGACGAUAUGGAGGUGAGCUCCAUCAACAGCUCCGAGCAGCAGCAUGAGGAGGAGCAGAGUGAGGUCUUAAACCCAGGCGAGGCUCUCUACUCUGGACAGAAGGUGGGGGGUGAGGCUCUUGUAUCCAAGGGUCCAGACAGGUCCGGCUUUGAGGACAACCUCUUUCUCCCCAGCAAGCAGAGCCAGGUUCUGUCCACCUCCUUCUCCCAGUCAGCAGAGAUCUUCCAAGAACUCCAGCAAGAAUGCAUGAGGAGGCUGAAUGUGCCGGCUGGAAGUGCUGCACGGUCGAGCUCGCCGUCCCAGAGCUCAGCCUUGUGUCCUCAGACUCCAUGGACCCAGGAGGUACACCAGCAGAGUGCCCUCUCCUCCAAUGAGGACAGACCCCAGAUCCCCCCACGUGUCCCCAUACCCCCUCGCCCCAUAAAGAGGGGCGACUACACAUCUGCUCGCUGGUCAAGGGAUCUCUCCCUGUCACCGACAGCUGACACCACGGAGGACGUUUCAGGCCCAGACCAGGAACGACCUCCUCAGAUUCCUCCCAGGGACCCUUUGUCCCAUCCUGACUCCAGGACUCCCAGCCCCAUGGGCCUGGUAGUGGGCUCCCCCCAGCAGAGAGUCUACUCUGUCAGCCCAUCCACCAUGCAGAAUCCCCUUACCUCCUGCCCCUCUACACACACCUACGGUUCCUACCUCUCCACCUCUCCAGCUAAACUCAUGCCUACCACACACAGCUUUGCAUCAGAUCCUAAAUAUGCUGCACCCAAAGUGAUCCAGGCGCAGGGGAAGGACGCCAGCAAGGGUCCCUGUAUCCUCCCUAUAGUGCGUGAUGGACGUAAAGUCAGUAACACCCAUUAUUACCUUCUACCAGAGAGGCCCCCAUACCUCGACCGCUACGACCGCUUCUUCAGGGAGGCGGAGAGCCUGCCUGCCAGCGGCCUGGAGGAAAGGCAUGUACGGCAAGCUAACACCGCCACUGUCAGACCCAUGGUGGUCAGCAGCCAGACUCUCCAGGGACACGCCCAGGGACAGGGGCUCGUCCAGCCAGACGAGCUGAAGGCUAAUUUCUCAUCCAACAAUAACAGCGGUCUGAGUGGGCUGCGGUCAGGGAUGAAGAUAUCAGUUAGUGUCCCUCGCGUGUGUUCAGACGGGCUGACAGCUGCGGUGGUCCCCACUGCUUCCUGUAUCAGGACAGAUGGAGGAGGGAACUCCGGUGACAGGGUCAAAAUGGUGCAGGAGGCCGUUCACGGUGUCACAAUAGAGGAGUGCCAAGCCGCCCUCCAGAACCACAACUGGCAUGUCCAGAAAGCUGUGUAUUAUCUAAAGGUGGAGCAGCUGUUCUGUUUGGGUCUGAGGAACAGGUCAGAGUGUCUGAAGCUGCUGGAGAUGUGUGACUGGAACCUGGAGGUGGCCAGCACCCACAUGUUAGAUAACUAUGGAUCCACAACAACACAGAGACGGUGACAGAGAUCUCAAGCUGCUGAGCUCAGAUUGGAAUUUCAUCCUCAAUACAACAUCAUCCGAGGAGGUGAAUCUGCUCCCGACCCGCCGCCAAUCAGAAGACUGUUAUUUGACUAUAAAAGAAUCAAGCACAUUUUCACUGAACUAGCAAAAAAUACUUAACUUUUAUUAAGGCUCCAUUCAUACUUAACAUGGACAAAGGAAUGUAGCCUGGCGUUAAAAAAAGUCGACUUUGGGUCAUAUUUUGACUUUGGUCUUAAAGAUAUGUGAUCGUUGCACUUCUGAAAAAAUCAUAGUCCGCCAUCUUUUCUAAGUUGUUCAGAGACACAAAAUGACACGCUACUUGUGAGUUGAAUUUCAUUUGAUCAGCCUGAAACGUGUCAUCCUAACAGAGUCACAGAUGCUGUGUCAAGUCCACUCACUGGGGUCGUCACUGCAGAGAUAAUUUCAUCUUUUCUUUUGUUAAUGUCAUUUAAAAAGCCGGUUUUAAGUGAUUCUGAAGAGUUAAAAGUACAACAUGCACAGGAGCGCUUCUGUGAAAGAUCCACACUUUACCAGUAGGUUAUUGUAUUUAGUCAGAAUAUGCCAAGAACUAUAUCAGUUUGACAACAUGACACUCAGAUCUCAUCAAGUGAACUGUGUCAGAAUUGAACAGAAAUACUGUACAGUGUAUACAGAUUCAGCCUGUACCAUGUCAAUGCACAACAAAACACAAAGCUAAUACUGAAUUGGCUGUCCAGGCAUUAUUGUACAGGAAAUCAUUUGGGCCCGUUUACAGUCAUAAAGAGGGGUGUGGAUGUGAUUAUGAAAAUUGUCUGCUGCUGAAAGACUGUAGAGUCGAGGAGAAAUGUGCAGAAGAAAUGCUGCUGCAAAAGAAACACUCAGACUUCUCUACAAUAAAAUAAAAGUCAUAUCCUGCACUCAGAGUCAAAGGUGAAACCAGCACCGUGUUGACCUGAAUCUAAAGAAUGAAUGAAAAUAAUUUGCUUCUUUUAAAUACCCACAAAACUGUCUAGUAUAUUCAAAGGGUCUAAACAUGAUACCGUUAUAAAGAGACCUUUAUGCGUUUGUUAACAAAAUAUUGAUAAAUUAUUGUAAUAUAUUUUGAACACAAUGCUCAGAGACAAGAGGAGACUUAUGUCCAUUACUGGGCAGGCCAUUUUAUAAAUUAGUUAAAUGCGUCUCUCCUUGAGCUUAACACUGAUCUAUGACUGUUGCCACAUGUGGCUUAAGAACUAAAGGGCCACGCAGUCGGUGGAAACUUCCCCCACCUCAGAUAUAUUCUGUCCUUAUUCCUUGUCACUAAGCACUUUGCCCACACAUAACUCCUGCACAUCAGCUGAAAACUCCUGCCAGCUGGGUACUUUCUGCAGACUACGCUGGCAGCUAAUAACAGAAAUGCAGUGAAAUCCACCCCAAGGCACAGAUCUUGUCCGAUGAUCAUCACUUUAAACCACAGCUGUGAUAUUUUGGUCAGCAGCUUCGGGGGCAAUAAUUGUGAGGACGUGUCGGCUCUGUGUGAACUCGCUGCUGGACAUGACAGUACAUUAUCUCACUGCGUAUUGUCACAGUGUAGCCCUCGGCAAUGAACAUAAAAAAUAUGUUCCCCCAUUUUAUUCCAGAUGCACUUAAACUCUACUAAAAAGGAAGUCAAAUAUAAAGGCAUGCCACAUGCUUUGAAUUCACUUUUCUGUGGUUAACCAAAUGUUGGUGCCAACUGGUACCACCUAUUUCAAUUACAAUAUGAGUGGUUGUCCACAUGAAGACACUGGCUCUGCUCCACCCAGCUCCUCCAUGUGUCCACCAAAACCCCAGUAUGUGACAGGUCUGAGCAGAAACUUCAAAUGGCCUCUGAAAAAAGCCACCAUGGAACCACAACAAGCCUGCUACCUGGCUGGGCAAAUUAAGAGGCUUUGAAGAAAACCGUGUGUAUAUGUCUAAAGGAUGUACAAGACUGAUGUUGGAUGACAACCUCCAGUAAAAAAAAAAAAAUGUCCCGUGUGCAAUAAGGCUGCUGUAGAACCUGUAACCUCCCAGUCUGUUCAUCCGUCAGUGCCAUCCGUCAUGUCAUCUCUGUCUUAGUCAUUGAAUGCACAGGAAACACCUAUUUCAGUAUAAAGUGUUUUCCUCCCCAGAGUAGCAGGAAGUUGUCCUUAAACACUGAUCCAGAGUCAGGUUUGCCAGUGUUCCCCUCUGAUGUGUUGUGGUGAAGCUGCUUGUUAAUGUGUGGGCGGCCUCCAGUGUGUUCAUGUGUUGUUUGUCUUGAUACCAAGCUGCUGUCGUUGUGUUGACGGACUGAAGUGAACCUUGUGGUGUUAUCAACCCGAAGCAACAUGCUCCUGUUGUGGUGUUUAGAAUCGGAUGUUAGAAAAAGAUUAGUUUCUGAAGAAACAAACUGUUUGCUAUUUUAAGUCUUUCAUAUUGUUUUUGCUGUUUCACCUUCAAUCCAACUCGCCAUUUCUUCCUCAGUUAUAUGUAUUUGCUUCCCAGAAUGUGUUUAUUUUUACACGCCUACUGUACAGUUGCUUGUCCUUGUUUCUCUCCUCCUGGGUUGAUGGAAAUGUUCAAGAGAAGUUCAUGCUGCCGAAUUUAUAAAUGUAUUUUUUAUUAAAGAAUUAAUUAUUUUUUACCUA
Molecule: messenger RNA, 7795 nt
Organism: Cottoperca gobio
Lineage: Eukaryota; Metazoa; Chordata; Actinopteri; Perciformes; Bovichtidae
Gene: tnk2b
Product: tyrosine kinase, non-receptor, 2b
Exons: 18
Coding region: 1719-5165 (1148 amino acids)
Biological process (GO): protein phosphorylation; signal transduction; negative regulation of epidermal growth factor receptor signaling pathway
Molecular function (GO): protein serine/threonine/tyrosine kinase activity; protein binding; protein tyrosine kinase activity
Source: RefSeq, a predicted model, not a curated record